AUGAAGGACGUAAUCGAUGUGUUGGCGUUGCAAAAUAACAGACGUGAAAAGCGAUUGCCCGAUUAUCGUAGUGCACCGAGUCACAGUUUGGCUACGAAUUUCAUUUUCGAGUGCGGGAUAAAGUUAGGAUUACAACCGGCGACUAUCGCUACAGCGGCGAUAUUUUACCAUAAAUUCUUCAAGGAAGCCGAUAAGAACGAUUACGAUUGUUACGUGAUAUGUACGGCUUGCUUGUGCGUAGCCGGCAAGUCGCGAGACGAGCCGGUCAGACCGAGAGACGCCGUCAAUGUUGCGCAUAAUUCUAUUAAUCGCGGCGCAGGACCUUUGGAAUUAGGAGAUGAAUAUUGGUCGUGGAGAGGUGCCGUGGCUCAAGCGGAGUUACUAGUGCUUCGCCUCCUCGGCUUCAAUCUAGAGACACCCUCACCACAUAAGUAUCUUUUACACUAUCUGCGUUCACUCCAAGAGUGGUUUCCCGCUUCGCAAUGGCGGUCAACCCCUGUAGCACGAACUGCCAUGGCGUUCCUGCAGGACUUUCACCAUUCACCACAUGUUUUGGAUUAUAGAGCACCACAUACCGCUGUAGCAUGUUUGACCCUGGCUCUUCACGUUUUAGGAGUUUCGGUGCCUCUGGCAUCUAUAGCGGAUGAUGAUACUGCAUGGUAUUCGUUAUUCACAAAGGAUUUACUAAAGGAAAAGAAUUGGGAAAUAAUGGAGAAGAUUAUGCAGGUCUACAGUAGAGAACCUGAACCAAUAUAG
Messenger RNA from Leptosia nina, 756 nucleotides. The record is from the annotation of a GenBank genome assembly. Lineage: Eukaryota; Metazoa; Arthropoda; Insecta; Lepidoptera; Pieridae.